Molecule: messenger RNA, 1363 nt
Organism: Bombus pyrosoma
Lineage: Eukaryota; Metazoa; Arthropoda; Insecta; Hymenoptera; Apidae
Product: UPF0449 protein C19orf25 homolog
Exons: 3
Coding region: 858-1184 (108 amino acids)
Source: RefSeq, a predicted model, not a curated record
CAACUUUAACCCCUUAACCUACGAUUUACGUUCGAGAAUUUUGGACCGAAAACGUAAACAAGCUCACGCAGCCUUCGAGCCAUUCGCACGACUUGUGUAGUACGUACCACGAGAGUAAUAUUUACGUUUGGCCCGAUCAUCGUACUACGGGCUAUGCCCGUAGUUGUAGGUAUUAAUAGGUGGGCCGGCCUAGAUCCUAGUAUGCAUGCCAUAGAUGUGAUAGCUGUGGCUGGUGCCUGUGUGGCCAAUUGGCCAUACCUGGCCAUACACGCCAUGGUCUGUUUAAGGUUCCGUCGCACGAUCAUAUAAAUAGAUCUCGAUCACGUUUCGGCAUUCGCUAGGGUAAAUCGUCCGAAUAUUGAAUCUUAAAAAAUUAACAUGGAAGAUCAACAAAGUUUGCGUUCUUACGAGACAGACAGAGAUGAGUAAAGUGCCUGUGUUCUGUGCAAUAUUCAUAGCAUGUCACGCAUGUGCAGAACGAGAACGAGAACCUUGUUAUCCUCCAUGUUGAUUUUUCAUAAAUAGUCAUAGCUUAAUUUUCGGACGGUUUUCCCUAGGUUUCGGCAGGUUUCAGUAUAUAAGUGUAGUACCUUUUAUAUGACCGUGGUUGUUGGUUCUGUGUUGUACUCGUGUGUCUUAUCCCUGUAAGAAAAAAUUCCAGCACGGGGGAAGAGGGAAGGAGUCACAUUUGAGGCAGACGAAAUAUCUACCUCUCUAUUGAUCUUUCUGAUACAAAUUUGCUUAUGCUAAGCUCGUAUGAUAUUAAUGUUAAUAAACUUAAGUGAUUAUGUGUACCUGUGUGUACCUACAACGAUCGCAAGAGAGAGAAGUAGAACGAAUACAUCAUCAAAUUAAAUAUGUUUAGUAAUAAAAAGAAUAAUUUACCACCGAGACCUCAUAUUCCGGAUUCUGAACAUAUAUUAGAAGACCUUAAUAAUGCUCCUAUAGAUGACAUAGCAUUUAAAAUAAUUAAUAAAGAUAAAGCUUUUGGAGAACAUUCAAUAAACACAAAUACCUCUGAUACCUAUCAGAAGGUGAAGAUGUAUUUAAGUAUAAAACAACAGUUAAGAUAUUUAGAAACUACUCUUGCAGAAAGAGAACAACAGCUGAAAGCUGAUAACGAAGAAAUAAGAAAACUUGCAGACAAUAUUAAAAAACAAGCACAAGCUGCAUUAAUAACAUAAAUUUUAUAUAUUUAUAAAUUCUACUGAAAUCAACUGAUUAAUCCUUCAUAUGAAAAAAAUUUUUAAUAUAUAAUCAUUAUCAAUUUCAUAUUGUUUUAAUUAUUAAUGUCAUGUACUAAAAAUUAGCUAAUUAUGCAAAAUAAUACUUAUCAUAAUACAUAUAUUUAUAUUUUAAUUUA